Molecule: messenger RNA, 1332 nt
Organism: Eruca vesicaria subsp. sativa (arugula)
Lineage: Eukaryota; Viridiplantae; Streptophyta; Magnoliopsida; Brassicales; Brassicaceae
Source: the annotation of a GenBank genome assembly
AAUGAUAUUAUUACACAAGCACCCUCUUAAAUUAUUUUACUUCAUAUUCUCUUUCUUUUAUCAUACAAAGAACUCCACGAAAUCUCACAUCUUCUCUCCUAUCCUUUUCAAGAACCUCUCUCUUCAUCUCACUUAUUUGAUCGAUAGAUGAAGAUCAGGUGCGACGUCUGCGAUAAAGAAGAAGCAUCGGUGUUUUGCACCGCCGACGAAGCAUCUUUAUGCGGCGGAUGCGACCACCAAGUCCACCACGCUAACAAACUCGCCUCCAAACACCUCCGUUUCUCUCUCCUCUACCCUUCUUCCUCCAACAACUCCUCUCCUAUCUGCGACAUCUGUCAGGAGAAAAAAGCUUUGUUGUUUUGUCAGCAAGAUAGGGCUAUCUUAUGCAAAGAUUGUGACACAUCGAUACACUCAGCUAACGAGCACAAGAAGAAGCACGAUAGGUUUCUUCUCACUGGGGUUAAGCUCUCUGCUAUUUCCUCUCUUUACAAACCAACUUCUGAAUCUUCUUCUUCUAGUAGUCAAGACUGCUCAGUCCCUUCCAAGAAACCUCUCUCACCUCCUCAGAGCAACAAGAUCGGUGGUGAUGCAGGGAUGAAUCAGUGGGGAUCCACAAGCACUAUUUCAGAGUACUUGAUCGAUACGUUACCUGGUUGGCACGUUGAGGACUUCCUUGACUCCUCACUUCCUCCUUUUGGUUUCUCUAAGAGUGGUGAUGAUGAUGGAGUAUUACCAUAUAUAGAAGCAAAAGAUGACAGCACUAAGAGAAACAACUAUAGUACAGUGUCACUUCCAUCUGAGAAUUUGGGGAUUUGGGUCCCUCAGAUUCCACAAACUCUUCCUUCUUCAUACACAAAUCAGUACUUUUCUCAGGAAAAUAACAAUAACAAUGCUCAGUUUGGGAUGUACAACAACAAAGAAACACCAUCAGAAGUGAAGACUUAUGCUCCAAUACAAAACAUGAAACAACAAGGACAGAACAAGAGAUGGUAUGAUGAUGGUGGCUUCACUGUCCCACAGAUUACUACUACUUUUACUCAUCCUCCUUCUCUUCAUCAUUCUAAUAAAAAGUCCAGAUCUUUUUGGUAAUCUAUAUGUUUUGUUUGAUUGUUGCUCUUUCGAUCUUCUUGAUUUCUUUAAACUUUGAUCUUGAUAGAAUUAAGGGUUUUUUGUCCUGUCUUUGUAGAUUUAAAUAAAGUGUGAUAGAGAUUGCUGUUUAAUCUUUGUAAUAAUCCUAUUUGCACUUCUGGUUUAUGCAAAUGUUCUUUCAUGAAAAAGGUCCCAUAUGACUUAUUGCUAACUAGUGCCUAGUGGUGUAUUUUUGUAUGCGAC